AUGGGUACGGGACCCCAGCAGGGGCAGCAGCCGGCCUCGUCUAUGUUGCAGUGCGCCUCGGCGGUCAUGCCGCUGCAUGCCCAGGCGGCCAAGGCGCCGCUCGUCCAGGCGGCUACGACGCAGCACGCCCAGGCGGCCACGGUGCGACACGCCCAGGCGGCCACGACGCAGCACGCCCAGGCGGCCAAGACGCAGCUCGCCCGAGCGGCCACGGCGCUGCACGCCCGAGCGGCCACGACGCAGCUCGCCCAGGCGGCCACGACGCAGCACGCCCAGGUGGCUUUGCCGCAGCACACGCAGCACACCCAGGCGGCCACACAGCAGCAGCGCCCUGGCGACGGCUCUUCAGAGGCCAUGCAGCAGUCGGCCGUGGCGGGGUCCGGCUCGCUGCAGCGACGGCCCAGCGAGGACCCCGAGGAGGCGAUGCCUGAGACAGUGGCUCUGCCACCUCGGGUGGAUGGUCUGCUCGGGGCGUUGAUGCCGCCCCCACGGGCGGAGGAGGAGCUUUCGUCUUCGUCACUGUCGCCUCUGAAGAGGGGUUCGCCGCGGGUGGAGUCUGUUCAGGGGGCUUCACCGACACCUCCCCCUGGUGCACUGAGCUCUUCAUCUGCUUCGACAGCCUCUUCGUCAAGAUCGGCUUCACCGUCGCCGGUACCUACCUUGCAGCAGCCUCCUCCUCCUCCUCCUCCUCCUGUCGUUCAGCCGAUGGUGAGACGGAGUGGGAGGCAUGCACUUGCGGAGGAUGGAUCAGGGGCUACGGACGAGGACGUCAUGCAGCGUGCCAUGCGAUGCAAGGCGGAGAUGAACCUUGAUACAGCUGGUAUGAAACAACCUUCCAAGUCUUUUAUUUCUUUUCCAGAUUCACGUAUUUCAUCUAAUUUGAGUAGUCUUGGGGCCUCAUUGGGUAAUACAUCUGAUGAGAUCUCGGUUUCGGCUAAUGUGUUGAGACAGAUGGAACUUGACCGUUUAACGGUUGUUUCGAACGUUUCCACUGGGCCUGAAACUUCCAUCAUAGCCGAUGAUGAAGAGGAUGACAUCCUAGAUGGUCAGCUUCUCUCGGGUAUCAUUGGUAAUAUCUUAGAGGUCGACUUAGAACACUCGGAGCUUAGUUCAGUUUAUGACCUAAAAGCUUCAGCACGUGGUUCUAGGUCGUCACCUGGUAAGAAGUCUCGUAGAUAUUGCAAGAGGUCUAAAUCUAAAAUAGUUUCUCAAUGA
Lolium perenne is the source of this 1215-nucleotide messenger RNA. The record is from RefSeq and is a predicted model, not a curated record. NCBI's taxonomy places the organism in Eukaryota, Viridiplantae, Streptophyta, Magnoliopsida, Poales, Poaceae.